AUGCAUCUUUCAUCAUACUUGGUCAUUGCCGGCCUCUCGACGAGUGUUCAUGCCUUCUAUCCCUGGGAGCUUAAAGUGGCUACAGUCGCCACAAUUUCUUCGAGGCAAAAUGGUUUCCGGCGUUUCAUGCCAUGGAUUUUAGUCCCAGACAGCUCGGACUCGGACUCGGACAGCCAAGGAAUAACGCUCGACAUCACGAAAGCUCGCCGGGCCGAUACCUACAAAAUUGUCGAGUCGGAAACCCCCACUUUGCAGAACAGUGCGGCAGUUAAUCAAGAUGGAGUGGAUUUUUCUUACUUCGUCACCGUCAAGGUCGGUUCACAACAAGAGGAGAUGUGGUUAGCCCUCGACACCGGAUCGCCGAGUAGCUGGGUAUUCAGCUCUAAGUGUACCAGCGAAACUUGCACAAACCACCACACAUUCAAUAUAUCCGAAUCCAGCAGCUUCAACUCGAAUGACUCGACCUACAGCCUCGGAUACGGUAGCGGUCAAGUGAAGGGUGAUCUGGGCCAAGAUACCAUGUCCAUCGCUGGAAUGGAUAUAAGUUUCACGUUUGGAUUCGCCGAGUCUGCAACCAAGCCAUUUGACAGCUAUCCUAUUGAUGGAAUUCUCGGCAUGGGCCGAUCAUACACCGGCGGUUGGAAGAUCCCCUCUUUCAUGGAUGUUGUCGCCGAGAAGGCAGGGCUCAGCUCUAACAUCGUCGGACUGAGCCUGUCGCGCGCCUCUGACAACAAGAAGGAUGGCGAGGUGAAUUUUGGAACUGUCGACACAACAAAAUUCGACGGAGAAAUUUCCUACACCACCACCAAUGCCGAAACCUGGACUAUCCCGCUGGAUGACGUCUACGUGAAUGGCGAGGCUGGCAACUUCACUGGAAGAUCCGCAAUCAUCGACAGCGGAUCUACAUAUGUCUUCGUUCCACCAGCCGACGCUGUGACUUUAUUCGGCCUCAUUCCGAACUCCAAACAUUCUGGCGAGAACUACACAAUUCCAUGUAACUCCACGGCCACUAUCGAAUUCGAAUUUUCCGGAGUCAAGUACACCGUCCAGCCAGAGGAUUACAUUGGUCCAAGUUCAAAGGACGACUCGAACCCGGGCUGCAUGUCGACGAUAGUCAGUCACCAGUCCUCCGGAUCAAACACAUGGCUUCUCGGUGAUGUGUUUUUGAAGAACGUCUAUUCGGUCUUUGACUUCGAUAAUGGGCAGAUUGGCUUUGGAGCAAAGGCGUCGAAUUCGUCCUCCGGAAAUGGGACAUAUGUCGCUCCCAGCGCGACUGCGACCGGUCCUUCGGCCGUGGCCACUGAUGGCAGCUCUGAAGUCUCCUCUGCGACGAUCUCGACCACGACAUCAGACUCAUCUGCGGAUUCAGCGACAGAGACCGAUUCGCCUACCAUUAAUUCCGCUUCUCGCAUGUCGGGCGGGUUAGCUCUGUCAUUAGUGAUGACUUUUGCUGCCGCUCUCAUCCUCUAA
Penicillium waksmanii is the source of this 1470-nucleotide messenger RNA. Its product is annotated as pepsin-like aspartic protease. Bases 1 to 1470 code for a protein of 489 amino acids. Lineage: Eukaryota; Fungi; Ascomycota; Eurotiomycetes; Eurotiales; Aspergillaceae. Gene Ontology annotation, biological process: proteolysis. The transcript has a single exon. Gene Ontology annotation, molecular function: aspartic-type endopeptidase activity. The record is from RefSeq and is a predicted model, not a curated record.